AUACAGCAGGUCUAACCUCAGUACACCGUAGCUAUAGAAACGAAAUUCGAGAUUCCAUGUUGUGCAUAAUUCAUGUUCACCCGCAUUCGUGUUUCGUCGCUUUGUAGGAAGGACAAAGCAGAGUUUGAAGCGAAGAAAGAAGGUCUAAAAUGAGUUCAGAAAAACUUACAAACACCAAACGCAGAAAACAGAGCGGAUCUCAAGUUAGCCUCGGCCAAGACCAUCCGAUGGAGAUGUCUUCAAGGCCUGCGUCAGCUUACUCGCGAAAUGCCUGGUCUAAUGAGAAUGACGUGACGGACGACAUAGAUUUCUCACCCAGAGCAAACGCUACGGCCGUCGAUGUUUCUCCCACAGGAAUGGAAGCUGAGCCUGUCUCACAUCAGAAACAAAUGCCGGCAGAUGUUCGCGCUGGAGUUGAAGAACGUAAUGUACCCGUCGGAUGUUGGACGCGAUUCAAGCGAAUUGUACGCAGUUUGUGGCGCACACGACAGACGGAGGAUAUGGAUACGGAUCGUGAGAUGCACGUGAAAACAACUCUUCGGGAAUUGGUUAUCUACAUCUUCUUCAUUGUUGUUCUCUGCAUAUUGACAUUUGGAAUGACAAGCUCGACGAUGUAUUACUUCACAAAAGUGAUGAAAGAUCUUUUCGUUGAGACGACAAUGGAAAACAGGAACACCUUCAAAGAUAUCACGACCAUGAGUGAAUUCUUUAUGUAUGCAUCUGGCCCAUUAUUCUCAGGAAUCUACUGGGAACAAUAUUACAACAAUCAGAAUGUUACUAACAGAAGGAAGGAUGAACUUGGAUACAUCUACUUUGAAAACAAAAUUCUUGGCCGACCACGAUUCCGACAGAUCAGAGUGAAAAAUGAUUCAUGUGUAGUUCAUGACGAUUUCAGCAAAGUUAUCAAGGAGUGUUAUGCACCAUACUCUCCAGCUGUGGAAGACAAGGCAGCAUUUGGGUUACAAAAUGGUUCUGCUUGGACUUACAAAAGUGAGGAAGAACUAAAAAGCCGCAGUCACUGGGGUCAGUUGACGACAUACAAAGGAGGUGGAUUCACCCAAUUGCUCAACACAACAAAAGCUGAGAGUCAGAAUAUUGUUGAUCAAUUGAAGGAAAAUUUGUGGCUUGACCGUGGUACACGAGCAGUUUUCAUCGAUUUCUCUGUUUACAAUGCCAAUAUUAAUCUUUUCUGCAUCAUCAGGUUAUUAUUUGAAUACCCAGCAACUGGUGGAUGUAUUCCAAGCUAUACAUUCAGAACUUUGAAAUUGAUUCGUUACGUGACCGGCUUUGACCACUUCGUUAUGGCAUGUGAAGGCUUAUUCAUGUUAUUCCUCAUCUAUUAUACCAUUGAAGAAAUUAUCGAAAUCAAAAAGCAUAAACUACAAUACUUCAAGAGUUUCUGGAAUAUCCUUGAUAUUGUCGUGCUUCUUCUUGGCUAUAUUGCUGUUCUCUUCCAUCUGUAUCGUACUGUGGUUGUUGGAAAUCUGCUCGAGUCGCUGUUGGAUAAUCCGCAACAAUAUGCAAACUUUGAUAGUAUUGGUUUCUGGCAGACGCAAUUCAAUAACAACGUUGCCAUUGCUGUAUUCUUUUCGUGGAUCAAGGUGUUCAAGUAUAUCAGCUUUAAUAAGACCAUGACCCAACUAUCAUCGACGCUGGCCAAGUGCGCCAAAGAUGUUGCUGGUUUUGCCGUCAUGUUCUUCAUUAUCUUCUUCGCUUAUGCUCAACUUGGAUACCUGAUCUUUGGUACUCAAGUUCGUGACUUCAGCACGUUUGGCAAUAGCAUAUUCACGCUAUUCCGUAUCAUCCUUGGUGACUUCGACUUCCAUCAAAUCGAGAAUGCUAACCGUAUUCUGGGUCCAACAUUCUUCAUCACAUACGUCUUCUUCGUAUUCUUCGUUCUGCUGAACAUGUUCUUGGCCAUCAUCAAUGAUACAUAUGCCGAAGUAAAAUCUGACAUUGCCCAGCAAAAGAGCGAAUUCGAGCUUGGUGAUUACUUCAAGAAGGGAUACCAAAAAGUGGUUGAUAAGUUGUCAGUGAAGAGAGAGAAGAUUGCUGAUAUCCAGAAAGCCCUAGCAACUGCUGACGUGAACCAAGACAGCAAACUUGAUUUUGAAGAAUGGAGAACCGAACUUAAAUCCCGUGGCCAUGCCGAUGCAGAAAUUGAAGCAGUAUUUGCCAAAUAUGAUGUUGAUGGUGACCGUGUCUUGGAUGAGGAGGAAUGCAAGAAGAUGCAGGAAGAUUUGGAAGGACAAAAGGCUGAGCUGAAUGAAGAAAUUGAAGAAAUGGAACGUGCAAAAGAAGAGGGACGACCUGCAACGGCAGCCAGUCGUGUCAGCAUUCGCGACAGUGAUAUGGAUAGUGAUGAUGAAGGUGGUUUGAGAGGAAGAUCUGGAUCACCUACACCAAGACGCCGUGCUGGUGGAGUUGGUGGUGGCGUACCAUAUGAUGAAUUCAAUGUGCUGAGCCGUCGUGUGGACCGAAUGGAACACUCCAUUGGAAGUAUCGUGUCCAAGAUUGAUGCCGUUCUUGUCAAGCUGGAAGCAAUGGAGAAAGCCAAGUUGAAACGCAGAGAAACUAUGGCCAAGCUUCUUGACAGCAUCACCGAAGGUGCAAAUUCAAAAUCUGAAGAAGACCUAAAACGAGAUCAAAUGGAGCAGUUAGUGCGUGAAGAAUUGGAUAACACAUGGGAGAGCAGCGCUAGCCUGCGUUCAGGAGGUGGUGACUCCCGGCCUGGAACUGCUGCAUCUCGUGCUGGUGGAUCGCGGGCACCUACAGCUAAAUCAAUGUACAGCCAAGGCAAGGCAAGUGCCAGCUCACGCGGACGUAAAACUGCCCAAGGGAGUGCCGCAAGUGUUCGGAUGGAUUCUGGUGAUGGAAUCCAGGGAACCCUCAACGAACACAGCCAAGUGUAAUUGUGAUAAACUUCAAUCGUCAAUGUAUACUUAAUCGAAAUUGUAUAUCAGAAUAACUUAUUUAUUUCUGCAAAGAAAUCAGCGUCCCUGUCAAUUGCUAUGUAUUUAUUUAAUUUGUUUUUGCCGGUACUAUUCGUGUAAUAGUUCUGUGCGUAAUAUUAAUAAGCUAUAAACGUACUAGUAUAUGAAUUGUGUUUGCACAUGGAAGCAUUCGUUUAUAUUACUGUAACCAACACGUAAUAUUUAAGCAGAUGUAAAAAUAUUUCAUUUUAAGAAGAUUCGCUUUAUAAAGCAUCAGCUAUAAAUAGUUGUAGAUUUGUUUUAACUUGUUUGUACAAUAACAGUACCAUGCAUGCGUAUGAUUUGGAUGUAACCAUACUCCAUUAAUUUGAAUGUAUAUAGAUCAUCGUAGACGUAGAUAUAGUGCGGUUUUAUUUAUACAAUUUGAAAGGAAAUAGCAAUUUUUGUUUUUCAUUCGAAGUAUCAUUUACAAGUUCCAAGAUGGCGGAGGAGUUCAUAUUUGUUCUUACCCGAUAUUUUAAAAAAUGUCUGACUACACUGUAACGGUUUUUACGUUUCUUUUAAUUAUGAAAAUAAUUUAUUGCCAUUUCCUUUAACUCUAAUUAACGUCCUAUGAUUGCUGUAGAUUAGUUGCUUUGUCUUUGUAUAUUUCAUUUAAGCAUGGCUUAAUUUAACAACAUUCGGUUCGACAACCUUCCUAAUGGAAGUGAUGAUAUACGACCCUUACACUUGGACUGUUGCACUAAAUGUUCAAUAAAGAAUAUCUUUAUGGA
This is a messenger RNA of Dendronephthya gigantea, 3706 nucleotides long. Its product is annotated as polycystic kidney disease 2-like 1 protein. The coding region runs from base 150 to 2912 and encodes 920 amino acids. The transcript is spliced from 18 exons. NCBI's taxonomy places the organism in Eukaryota, Metazoa, Cnidaria, Anthozoa, Malacalcyonacea, Nephtheidae. Gene Ontology annotation, cellular component: membrane. Gene Ontology annotation, molecular function: calcium channel activity; calcium ion binding. The record is from RefSeq and is a predicted model, not a curated record. Gene Ontology annotation, biological process: detection of mechanical stimulus.